UACAAGAUUCCGAUGCGACUAUAAAGGCUCCGACCCUACAUUGUUGAGGGAGAUAUCAUCAUGAGAACUCUGAUGUUGCUCUUCCUUGGCGUGACCAGUUCCUGGGCCACGGACUACGAACUGCUGCUCGAGGAUCCGGACAUCCUCUCGUCGUGCAGCGAUGGGCCGCCCGGCUCUAUCGACGCCAGACAGGCAGCCAAUUUCGACGAUUUUAUGAUCAAUGCUGAUGCUGAUGUACUCCACCUCUCUGGCAACGUCACCCUCACGUGGGAUGUGCAGCCCACCGAUCGUAUUGCAGCAAGGCUUGAGUUGUUCCACUUCAACCGCGGAUCCUGGGAGCCAACUGUUUUCAGCAUGUCCUCGCAGGACUUCUGCUCCAUCAUGUACGACAAGAACCAGUACUGGUAUAAGUAUUGGACUGGAUUUAUAACCAAUCGCCACGAGGUGGAAAAAAAGUGCAUCACAGAGCCUGGAACCGUACUGGUACACGAGCCGUUCGAUUUAAGACUAAAACUUAUGAAUUUUUAUGGUACAACUCUUCGAGGACGUUAUAAAGUGGUCAUAGUGUUGAACGCACUCGACGAUCAGAAUAUGCCGCGCCCAAAUCCCAUUUGCGUAGAGAUCCGAGGGGAACCCAUCAAGUUGAAAUAGUGAUAAAUAAGAAAAAAAAGGUGUAAAUCUUAAACUUACCUUUUAAUAUUGUUUAAAACAAAAUACGUUACUCUUAGUUAUAAAUUCAAGCCUUAUACUUGUAAGGUAUUGACGCCACGCUUUUGCAUUGACUUAUAAUCUUUACACUCAGAAAAAAAUACGGUGAAAGCCGAACGGGUUUAAAAAGUGCGUAAAUAAUAUUUUACCAACAUUUUGGGUUUGGAUUCCGAACGAACGGGA
This is a messenger RNA of Drosophila elegans, 891 nucleotides long. RefSeq lists its product as uncharacterized. The coding region runs from base 61 to 651 and encodes 196 amino acids. The transcript is spliced from 3 exons. Lineage: Eukaryota; Metazoa; Arthropoda; Insecta; Diptera; Drosophilidae. The record is from RefSeq and is a predicted model, not a curated record.